Tachyglossus aculeatus (Australian echidna) is the source of this 5834-nucleotide messenger RNA. RefSeq names its product reticulon 3 (gene RTN3). NCBI's taxonomy places the organism in Eukaryota, Metazoa, Chordata, Mammalia, Monotremata, Tachyglossidae. Gene Ontology annotation, cellular component: postsynaptic density; neuron projection. The transcript is spliced from 9 exons. Bases 144 to 3293 code for a protein of 1049 amino acids. The record is from RefSeq and is a predicted model, not a curated record. Gene Ontology annotation, biological process: neuron differentiation; brain development; endoplasmic reticulum tubular network formation.
GGAGCCGUCGCGCCCUCCCGGCCCAGUCAGUCGCCGCCGGUCCUCUGAGGGAGGGCCACGCGAGGAGCCUCGGGGACCCGCUGCUUGAUAUUUUUUUUUAUUUUUUAUUUUUCCUCCUUCCUCCCCCUCGGGUCCGUGAGGCCAUGGCGGAUCCGGCGGCAGCCACCCAGUCUCCCUCCAUCUCGUCGUCCUCCGGGGCCGACCCCGCCGGCAGCCCCAGCCUUGCGGGGAAGAGCUGCGCCUCCUCUUGUGCGGAUUCCUUUGUUUCUUCUUCUUCCUCUCAGCCUGUAUCUAUAUUUUCGACCUCCCAAGAGGGAAUGAGCUCUCUCUAUUCUAAGACACCUUCAGAAAUUAAGACUUCCUCUAUUCCUUCAUCUUCUGAAAUUCCUACUGCUGUUCUAACAACAUUAGCUGGAGAAAGCAGCAAAGCGUUGAAUGACCAGUCUGCUGUAUCAAAGGAAGGAAAAGAGUCCAAUGCUGCUCUAGAGAGUAAAAAAACAGAAUGUUUUCCAGAGCCUGGUGCAGGCUCAGGAACUGGCCCUCCAUCUUUUGGAUCUUCCGGCUUAGAAGAAUCUCCAUUUUCUAUUGGAACAGAUGUUCAUUGUAACCGCUCAUCUAUUCCAACAAGUUUUCCUGAACACACUACCUUUCUUGCAAAGGAAACUGGGGAAGCCGAACAACACAUAAACAAGGGCCAAGACUUAAAGACCCAAACAAAGGAACCAACAAAGGAUGACAAAGCUGUGUCUGAUGAUGAUGAUGCCAAGUUUACUUUGCUAAUGGACCAAAAAUCACAUGAUGAGCCAUCUAAGACGGGAGGUGUUUAUUCACAUUCCUCAUCCCCGUCGGAAAUUGCCAGCGUGACCAAUAUUGAAAAAGAUUCCCCUGAAUCACCCUUUGAAGUCAUAAUUGACAAAGCAGCAUUUGACAAAGAGUUUAAGGAGUCUUAUAAGGAGAGUACCAAUGAAUUUGGUAGCUGGGCCAUGCAUACUGACCGAGAAUCAUCCACAGACAUUCCAGCAAGAGUAUUUACAUCAAGAAGCCGGGAGGAAGGGCGGUUUCCAACUUCUGCAUUGCUCACCCGCCAGUUUUCACGUACAACUGCUGCCCUAGAAGAGGUUUCCAGGUGUGUGAGUGACAUGCACAACUUCACAAAUGAAAUGUUAACCUGGGAUUUAGUGCAAGCAAAACAACCCGAAAAGCCUUCCGACAAAGUUACUACGACUUCGGGAUUAGUUGUAGACGAGGGUGAGUCAGAAAUUCCUGUCAUAAAUCCUAGAACCUCCCCUCAUCAGAAAAUUUCAGUAUCUUCCAGAGAUGGAAGUGGUUCCCUCCCUGAAUCAGCGGGUGAUCUGGCAGAAGUAGCCCCGAUCUGGGAACGUGCCAUUGAUAAAAAAGCUUCCCCAACCCACCCGGGUGCCACAAAGGAAAUACAUGUUGAACCUGUUGCUUAUAACGUACAGAAAAUAGGCAGCAUACUUCCAGAGUUACCAGGAUCUCAGUUUGAGAAAUGUGCAUCCGCGGGUCUUGUGGGGGUAGUUCAUGUGAAGGAGGCUUUACCUGAUGAUUCCCUGAAGGGUGAUGCAAAGUGGCAGAACUCUGGGCUGGUGGAAAUGACAGAAGCCGAUAGCUCCGGUGAAUCUGAUGAUACUGUCAUAGAAGACGUUGUUGACUCGUCGUUUGAAAGGGAGAAAAAAGAAUCUGAGAAGGUUUUAUUCCAAACUGCAGAUAGGGAUGUGAUCCAGGGAGAAAAAGUUAUGUCUGUUCCAAGUUCUAUUAUGGAGGCAGAUGAGAAGAAAAUCAAAGAGUCGAAGAAACCCGAAGACCUUAGAGAGUCUGUUAAUGACUUUGAAACUCUACAGGCCAAACCUGCCGUUCUUGAAGGAAGUCCACUCAGUGAGACCACAUUUCCAAAAGCAUCUGCAGUAAGUACAGCAUUUGAAGAUGUGAAACAGGUCAUUCGUAGAGAACCUGUCCAAACGGAGCAGUCCAAAUUUUCUCCAACCAAAAUUCAGGUGAAAGAGCUAAGAGAGUUAGCAGCUCCACGGUGCCCAGAUUCAUUUCAUGAAGAAAAAUUGGGAGGCUUCAUGAGGGAGAGUCCGAAUUCUAAGAGAGGAGACUCAACAGAAGUCCUUCUGGGAACACUUCAGGGAGUCGAGAUAAAGGAAAGUGCAGCCAAAGCCGAGGUGAAUACCUUUGGAGAACCCCUGGGAAGGGGACCAAAUUCAAAAACAGCCCUUCCCAUGGAAGCGAUCCAUGAAGGUGAGCCAGAUGAUAUGGAAGUCAGAGGCAAGGACAGCACAUUCUCUGUGGAAAGCCAAAGAAUAAAUGACAGUGGACUCCAGAAAUUUCCUGCUGUAGGCACACCAGUGACCUCUCUAGAUUUAGAACAGGAACAACUCACAAUCAAGGCCCUUAAGGAAUUAGGCAAAAGACCAGAACCUCCCCAAGAGAUUAUAGGAGCCCCACAAGAAAAAGAAAGACUUAUGCCAACCUCAACAGAUUUGGCCACUUCUGUGUUUGCUGCAGAAUCUAUUUGGUCAAAGAGCUCACGUGAUAUCCCAGAACAAACAGAUAUGAAGGCUACCUCUGGUCCAGACCUUGGGGUUACUAAAGAGCCUUUUGUUCCCAAAGAGGUUACCCAGGUAGAAAUGACAUCCAACUCUAGCAAGACCGAACUGGUAAAUGAGCAUGCCCUAACAAGACUUCUGACCGAAUUCUCAGUGCAUGACCUGAUUUUCUGGCGGGAUGUGAAGAAGACCGGGCUUGUCUUCGGCACUACACUGAUCAUGCUCCUCUCCCUGGCGGCCUUCAGUGUCAUCAGUGUGGCUUCUUACCUCAUCCUGGCUUUUCUCUCUGUCACCAUCAGCUUCAGGGUCUACAAGUCUGUCAUCCAAGCUGUACAAAAGUCAGAAGAGGGUCAUCCCUUCAAAGCCUACCUGGAUGUGGACAUUGCUCUCUCAUCAGAGGCUUUCCAUAACUAUGUGAAUGCUGCUAUGGUAUAUGUCAACAGGGCGCUCAAACUCAUCAUCCGUCUCUUUCUGGUGGAGGAUCUGGUUGAUUCGUUGAAGCUAGCUGUAUUCAUGUGGUUGAUGACCUACGUCGGUGCCGUUUUCAAUGGGAUUACCCUUCUGAUCUUAGCUGAACUGCUGGUUUUCAGUGUUCCAAUUGUCUAUGAAAAGUAUAAGACACAGAUCGACCACUAUGUCAGCAUCGCCCGGGACCAGACCAAGUCAAUUGUUGCGAAGAUCCAAGCGAAACUCCCUGGCAUCGCAAAGAAAAAGGCAGAAUAAGCAUUUGGAAGCCAGAAAUCCGGCCGUUACUAAAACACCAUUUAAUAGUUAUAAUCUUCGUUACUUGUACCUAUGAAGGAAUAUGCUCAGUGUCAGCUUGAGCCUGCAUUCCAAGCUUUUUUUUAAUUUGGUACAUUCUUCCCUUCCUCACCCUUUCCCCCGACCAACAUCGAGCACAAGAACAUAUUGGACUGAAAAAGAACUGAUGUCUUAGAACUGCAAGAAUAAAGAGUGAUUACAGUUUGUGCGAUGAAGCGGUACUCCAAGGGUGGUGGGGUUUGGCCUCGGGUUUGAACGAGGGAAAGAUGGGAGGCGGAGUAAGUCAGGAAAUGAAGGAAGGUGGCAUGGAAAAUGCAUCUUCCCUCUACCCGACUGCCUCAUACCUCACACCUUUCUCCCACUACUGGCCUUCAGCCCAUCUCUCAUUAUAGUUCAAUCUUCAGAAUUUGGUUAUGGGAGACCAGAUUGCUUUUGAUAGACUUUGGAAGAGAACGAGUAGGGGGGUCAGGAGGACAGAUGGCUUUCACGUGUCCUCCUACCUGUAGAUCUUUUUAGAGUCCUCUGACUCACCUCUCUGCCCCACAAGGGCAAAACGAAUGGAAACUGUCCGCUCUACGCAGUGCUGUCGUCUCCCUCUAACCCCUUUGGAAAAUGGAAACUUCAGUUCUGUUUUAGGACUCACGAGUGAUAGUGUGCUUUCUCACCAUAAUGGCAGAGGGGAAUGGUGCCUGAAAGAAAUCCAAAAUUGGAGCAGCCGCCUCCCUGUCAUACCUUCUCCCAUUGCCCAAAAACAAAACACCCCCCCCCUACAUACACACACACACAGACUCCCGCCCACCGCUGGAGAAGUAGGUGUCUGCUUUACUUCCUCGUGACACCAGUUCCAAGCUUUCGUCUGGUAACUCAUUCCUGCAGUGUGCUUUUCUCCCUUUAUCCCGCCUCACUUCGAGUUUAAUAAGGUUGUACUUUUCUUAUUAUGAAAUAAAAAAAGAUGUCUGUAACUGCUGUACACUGCUGUAAACCUGUUAGAGGAAAAAAACGUAACUGCAUGUGGACUCUUCAGUCGUCGUAAUUCUAUCUCAGUCCAAGGGCGGGGGGCGGGGGGAACCUUCUUAGAAGGUGAACUACAGAAACGUAAGAUCCAUGCUACAUUUUCCCUUUCUUUCCCCCACUUCUUCCCUCAUGUAAUGCCCCACCUACUUCCUCCUGCCCUCAUCAUCCUUAUCCCAAGGAGCAAAGUUGAAGUCUGACUGAACCCGAGUGGCCCCUUGGGUCCCCAGAGAUGGGAGGUGGGGGGAACCUCACCCAUUAUCGAGGGUUUGGUAAGGAGAGAUGUUUUGGGGUGGGUGGUGGGCUUGAGGGUUUGCUUUUAAAUGAACGACAAAAGAGUAGAAUGCAGAGGCUUAGCUUUGUGGUUCGUAUGGUGUCUUUUUAACUUGUUUUGAAGAGAGCUUUGCAGUGUGAGUGUUUUUGUUCUAAGGAGAGAGAUUGUCUUUGCUCUGGGAAAGGGGAAAGAGCUGUCAGAUUUGCUGUAGCCCAAAAUGUUCAUCUGGACAACAAACCCUUUAUAGUGGGGUUAAGGAAAAAAGGGUUUUGGACAAGGAAAGGCCAUGAAGGGCUCUCCCCCCCCCCCCCCCCCCCUUUUUUUUUUUGAUUUGAGGAACGUGCAAGGUUGAAGGACAGUGAUAAAGCAGAACAAGUAAAAAGCCAAGGUGCCCGGGUCCACUCUGAGGCUGGGAUAACUGGUCUAAAGUUUGUAUCUUCAGCCUACUUGAGAAUGAGUUGGGUAUGUCCCUGUCCCACGGCACAACUUUUUCUAUCAGUAAAUUAGGAAACAGUUCACACUGACACCAUUGUCAUUGAACUUACCCUGGUCGUGGCUCUGUAAAGAUGUAAGUAGGUAGCACAGGAAAUCUCGGAAUAUCGCGCCUGGGGGCUUUUAAAAUAAAUGGAACGGUAUUUCUCUAGACGUUUUAGCUCCAGAGAGCGUAGAAAGAAAAUUUGAGUCCACUCAUUUUUCCCUGGAAAAUCCAUUUUUAGAUUCUGGGUAGGCUGGGAAUUUCAGAAUGAGAAGUUCCUAAAUGGUUUGCUCCUGUCUACCUAGCCCAUUUCCUUGCUUUCCCCCUCCCAUGUCCCCCUUCCUCUUCGAUCUUUAUCUGGUGUCAUGUCAUGGUAACAAAACCAUUUUCCAUCUUCACCCACAGCUUUCCCAGGAAAUCAAUGCACUGAUUGUCUUAUCGGGCUUCCCCCUCCCAAGGACCUCUUUCUGCACUGGAAGCCGCCAAGCCUAGCUCUUCUGUCUGUUCUGUUACUGCUGUGUUUAGAUACAUUGGACAGAUCUUUGUGCCAGGCAGGUUUUCUUUUUUUUUUUUUAAGAAAAAAAUCAAAAGUAGACAAAAAAACUAAUGAAGCUAUGUGUGUGUGCGUGUAUGUACGUGCAGCAUAAAAUACAGUAGCACCUAAGGAGCUUGAAGAAUCUUGGUUCCUGUAAAACUGCAAAUUGAUGUGAUAUUAAUAAAAAGAACAUAAUGUCUGUGAGAU